AGCUCGCUGGGAGUGACGGUACAGGGGACUCUGGCAGGUGCUCCUGCAACUUUGAAUUCUCCUUCUCUUCUCCCAAAGCAGGCAAUCAUGAGCGAUCGGAAGGCAGUGAUCAAAAAUGCGGACAUGUCAGAGGAAAUGCAACAGGACUCGGUGGAAUGUGCUACUCAGGCCUUGGAGAAAUACAACAUCGAGAAGGACAUCGCUGCUCACAUAAAGAAGGAAUUUGACAAGAAAUACAAUCCCACGUGGCACUGCAUCGUGGGAAGGAACUUUGGCAGCUAUGUGACUCACGAGACCAAGCACUUCAUCUACUUCUACCUCGGCCAAGUUGCUAUUCUUCUUUUCAAGUCUGGUUAGAAUCACGGACUGUUACUAACACUUGCACCUGGGUACAGGAUCUGCACAGUGACUCCCACCUUCAGCCUUCCUGGGGAAACAGGCCUUGAUCUCCAGGUCUUUUGUUGUAUUGUUAAUGGUCAGGGAUUUUGCUGUAGCAGCUGGUAUUUUCAUUGUGGCUAUAUAAAAAAGCAAAAAUGUCUUCCUUGUAUUUAUUUUCUUUCAAAAGACUGCUUCUUUGCUAAUAAAACUGUUGGAACUAGUUUA
Empidonax traillii (willow flycatcher) is the source of this 603-nucleotide messenger RNA. It is a transcript of the gene DYNLL1, whose product is annotated as dynein light chain LC8-type 1. Gene Ontology annotation, molecular function: dynein light intermediate chain binding; dynein intermediate chain binding. Gene Ontology annotation, biological process: microtubule-based process; cilium assembly. Gene Ontology annotation, cellular component: cytoplasmic dynein complex. NCBI's taxonomy places the organism in Eukaryota, Metazoa, Chordata, Aves, Passeriformes, Tyrannidae. Bases 88 to 357 code for a protein of 89 amino acids. The record is from RefSeq and is a predicted model, not a curated record. The transcript has 2 exons.